Messenger RNA from Wasmannia auropunctata (little fire ant), 666 nucleotides. RefSeq names its product neprilysin-like. The transcript is spliced from 2 exons. The record is from RefSeq and is a predicted model, not a curated record. NCBI's taxonomy places the organism in Eukaryota, Metazoa, Arthropoda, Insecta, Hymenoptera, Formicidae. Gene Ontology annotation, biological process: protein processing. The coding region runs from base 4 to 537 and encodes 177 amino acids. Gene Ontology annotation, molecular function: metalloendopeptidase activity. Gene Ontology annotation, cellular component: plasma membrane.
UACAUGAACUAUGGCGGCAUCGGAUUUGUCAUUGGUCAUGAAAUUACCCACGGUUUUGAUGAUCGAGGCAGACAAUUUAAUAAGGAAGGUAAUCUUGUGGAUUGGUGGGAGUCAGAGACAAAGAAACGUUUUCUCAAGAGAACCGAAUGUAUAAUUCAUCAGUAUGGAAAUUAUACCGUAAAAGAAGUCGGAUUGAACUUAAACGGAAUAAACACCCAGGGUGAAAAUAUUGCGGACAAUGGCGGCAUAAAGAAGGCUUAUUACGCGUAUAAAGAAUGGGUCAAACGAAACAAACCGGAGCAGAGAUUGCCCGGCUUGCCGUACAGCCCGGAGCAGAUGUUUUGGAUAAGCACGGCCAAUUCUUGGUGCAGCAAGUAUCGACCGGAAGCACUGAAGCUACGUAUUACGAUGAAUUCCCAUAGCCCGCCCGAAUUUCGCAUUAAUGGACCACUAUCAAACAUGGAGGAGUUCUCGCGCGACUUUAAUUGCCCAAUCGGCUCCAAAAUGAACCCCGAGAAAAAAUGUACUGUGUGGUAGAUCUCAGAUGUCUGUAAAAUAUGUGUUAGCAAUACAUGUGUUAGGUUGACACCGUUUUUAAUCUUAUAAUUAGAAGUUGCAAUUCUGCGUUCGUUGUUGAAACAAUAAAUUUUUUUCUCGACGGCUGAA